GUCCGCCAAUAGCGGCUUCGUGUCUUCCUGUUUACAUCUCUGGAGACAUCGGCUUAUACUUCAGCACAUGCGAUGGAGAUCUUGACCUCAACGAUUGUCCGUCCUAUUCUUGACCGAUGAUGCCACCGCCGCUAGACGCGAGGAGACAUCGCAUCGCCAGCCAUGGCCAAGUCACGGCCUGACAACAGUAGCCUACCGGACCCGGACUCGUUCUCUGUAGAAGACGCUGCUGAUAUCUCCACGAAUUCCCAGAAGCCGCGGCAAUGGACGUCGUCCGAAUCAACCAGUCUAGGCGCGUCAACCUCUUCGACAUCCGAUCCCAUACGCUCAGACCUCCCUGGACGGUCGACCUCAGCUCGAGACGGAGCAGGACGGAGUGAUACAUAUGCCCCGGUCGGUCACCAUGCUACUGAUGGACAAGAUCAGAAAGAAGAUGGCGCCCCCGAUUGGUAUGUCGAAGGACCAGGACGACGAGUCGGGUACGACGAUUUGACUGCAAUUGACUGGAUCUACGAAUACACGAAAGAGAGACAGCGGUUGAAGAGACUAGUCGCACUCAACUCAGGAUUUACGGGGCAGCUGCGACAGUUGUUUGAUGCAAGUCACGUCUGGGUGGUCCUCGUCGCGAGUGGCAUUUCCGUUGGCUGCGUUGCGGCCAUCAUCAACAUCGCCUCCGACUGGUUAGGAGACCUGAAGACAGGCUAUUGCAAGAAGGGCACUGGUGGUGGACAGUUCUAUCUGAACAAGCAGUUUUGCUGUUGGGGUCACGACGACUUCUCUCAGUGUCAAGACUGGACUCCGUGGCCAUCUGCUUUGGGUGUUCGAUCCCCGGGUGGUGGCUAUAUUAUAAAUUACAUUUUCUUCAUUGCGUUCUCAAUUCUCUUUGCGGUGUCCGCUGCCGUUCUUGUACAACAUUACUCUAUUUAUGCCCGACACAGCGGGAUUCCGGAAAUCAAGACUCUACUUGGAGGCUUUGUCAUCAGGCGCUUUCUUGGAGGUUGGACUUUGAUCACGAAGUCUUUAGGGCUGUGCCUUGCAGUUGCAUCAGGCAUGUGGCUCGGUAAAGAAGGCCCUUUUGUCCACCUUGCAUGCUGCUGUGCCAACAUCAUAAUGAAACCAUUCGAGUCUCUCAGCCAAAACGAAGCGCGCAAACGAGAGAUUUUGUCAGCGGCGGCGGCUUCGGGCAUAUCUGUUGCCUUUGGAUCACCUAUUGGUGGCGUACUGUUCUCUCUCGAGCAGUUGUCAUACUACUUCCCGGACAAAACGAUGUGGCAAUCAUUCGUCUGCGCCAUGGUUGCUGCAGUCACCCUUCAUGCCUUAGACCCAUUUCAUACCGGGAAAAUCGUCCUGUAUCAAGUCACGUACACGACAGGGUGGCACAGCUUCGAAAUCAUACCAUUUAUCCUCCUUGGUGUCAUUGGCGGUGUGUACGGCGGCAUGUUCAUACAAUUGAACAUGUUGAUCGCACGUCUGAGGAAGUCAUCCAUUUACCCACUUCGGGAGAGGCCUCUUCUCGAAGUCUUGAUCAUUGCGGUGAUUUCGGCACUGGUCAAUUUCCCAAACACUUUUAUGCGAGCUCAGCUGUCAGAGUUGGUUUACUACCUGUUCGCGGAAUGUGCUACCAUCGGCAACAACGACAUCUUUGGUCUCUGUAAAGCUACGACUGCUGGAGCCUUGUCAAUGUCAUGGCUAUUGAUCGCUGCCUCUUUUCUCGGAUUCCUCCUCGCCAGCAUCACUUUCGGUGCACAGAUCCCGGCUGGUAUAAUACUGCCAUCCCUCGCAAUCGGAGCGCUCUAUGGCAGGGCCCUUGGAGUUCUGGUGCAACUGUUACAAAAACACUUCUCGACCUCGUUGCUGUUUGCAGCAUGUGAACCCGAUGUACCUUGUAUCACCCCUGGGACAUACGCCAUCGUGGGUGCAGCUUCAGCAUUGGCCGGCGUCACACGGAUGACUGUAUCCAUUGUGGUCAUCAUGUUCGAGCUGACAGGCGCACUCACGUACGUCCUGCCAAUCAUGAUUGGGGUCAUGCUUGCGAAGUGGAUUGGAGACGCAUUCUCAAAACGUGGCAUCUAUGAGUCCUGGAUCCAUUUCAAUGAGUACCCAUAUCUGGACAAUAAAGAUGAUCCCAAUAUGCCUCAUGUGGCCGUCUCCAACAUCAUGACGAAGAUGGAGGAGAUGACAUGCCUGGAUGCUGGUCGCCCUCAUACGAUUGAGGAGCUGCAGAAGAUCCUUCGCACGACUUCCUUUCGUGGCUUUCCAGUGGUGGCGUUCAAGCGAGGAACGUCCGACGAUAAUGCUCAUGUGCCUCUAUCUCGACAGUCACCACGAGAUAACACUUUUCUGGGGUACAUAUCCAGGACAGAGCUCUCCUAUGCAUUGGACCGGGCUCUGGGACCAGCGAAUACCCCUCAUAGCUCUGGAAAUGCCAAUCUUCGAACGCCAUGCUACUUUACCUACCAUGCUGAUGUCGUUGCUGGCCGUGGCAUAGACUUGCGACCAUGGAUGGAUCAGACCCCGAUCACUCUCAAUGUGCAUAGCUCAUUUCAAUUGGCAGUGCAUAUGUUCCAGAAGCUUGGUCUACGAUACCUCCUUUUCGUUGAUAGGGGUGCCUUUCGAGGGUUCCUUACUAAAAAGGACGUCUGGUGGAUUCUGUCCGCAUCAGGAGAUGAGCAAAAGGGCGAUGGGUUUGUUGCUGGCGCUGGAAUACUUCGGGAAGAGGGUGGUGAGGACGAUGCGCCCGACGAAGCGAGAGGACUUCUUUACCAGGAAUCAGACCACCUCGAUCAGCGUGAAACACCAAGGUAGCAUUCAUUUUACAACGUUCGAAACCUUCCUCUCGCCCUGAUCGUGUCAUGAACGCGGCUUAUUGACAGUUAUACGAACACGGAAAUGCCACAUGAAUGUGGUAAGGCUGUUUCUGGCCGGUGAGCAUGGAUCAGACAUGUCGCUGGGACAGGGAGCAACCAAAUC
Molecule: messenger RNA, 2970 nt
Organism: Exophiala viscosa
Lineage: Eukaryota; Fungi; Ascomycota; Eurotiomycetes; Chaetothyriales; Herpotrichiellaceae
Product: chloride channel 3
Exons: 4
Coding region: 163-2805 (880 amino acids)
Biological process (GO): transmembrane transport; chloride transport
Cellular component (GO): Golgi apparatus; plasma membrane; early endosome
Molecular function (GO): voltage-gated chloride channel activity
Source: RefSeq, a predicted model, not a curated record